This is a messenger RNA of Peromyscus californicus insignis, 12105 nucleotides long. RefSeq names its product DNA polymerase kappa (gene Polk). The record is from RefSeq and is a predicted model, not a curated record. Gene Ontology annotation, biological process: error-prone translesion synthesis. Bases 8297 to 10573 code for a protein of 758 amino acids. The transcript has 12 exons. Gene Ontology annotation, molecular function: damaged DNA binding; DNA-directed DNA polymerase activity. Gene Ontology annotation, cellular component: nucleus. Lineage: Eukaryota; Metazoa; Chordata; Mammalia; Rodentia; Cricetidae.
CGGGCGGUGGUGGCGCACGCCUUUAAUCCCAGCACUCGGGAGGCAGAGCCAGGCGGAUCUCUGUGAGUUCAAGGCCAGCCUGGGCUACCAAGUGAGUUCCAGGAAAGGCGCAAAGCUGCACAGAGAAACCCUGUCUCGAAAAACCAAAAAAAAAAAAAAAUGGUGGGAUGGGAAUUGACAACAACUGCAAACAAGGGGAGACGGACAGAAGUGUUCGUGACAUGGCUGGGCAUGCACAUUCAGCUGGCACACAUGCUGGGCAUUGCUCUACACCUUUCCCGGCAUGCACAUUCAGCAGGCACACAUGCUGGGCAUUGCUCUACACCUUUCCCGGCAUGCACAUUCAGCUGGCACACAUUCUGGGCAUUGCUCUACACCUUUCCCUGCAUGCCCAUUCCACUGGCACACUUGCUGGGCAUUGCUCUACACCUUUCCCAGCAUGCACAUUCAGCUGGCACACAUGCUGGGCAUUGCUCUACACCUUUCCCAGCAUGCACAUUCAGCUGGCACACAUGCUGGGCAUUGCUCUACACCUUUCCCUGCACUCAAGAGUAAACGUUGUCUUAAUUAACUUGCCUGGCUUCAAAGGGCAUAUAAUUAGCAGAAUUAGGAUUUGACCCAGAGCCUAUAUUGUUGUAUUAUAUGUGUGCUUUGCAGCUAGAUGAGCCUAUAAGUCAAAUAAGACAAAUUUGGGGGGAGUGGAACUGAAUGGGAGGCUAACUCUUUACAUUAGAGUAACCAUGUUUUAGUAAAAUAAAAAGUUAUGCUAGAAGUGAAAUACCAAAUAUACAUACAUUUUUUGAAUAAAAAUUUUUUAAAGAACUAGAGGUUUUUUAUGUUCUCCACAAUUUUUUUUGGAGGGGGGAAUAAAUAAUUCCAAGUUCUGUCAGCUACUGAGAGUUAUUUCCGUGGAAAAGUUUGGAAGUCAGGAGACCUGUGGAAGACUGACAGCUCCAGGCAGCCGUGUUUCUCCCGAUCAGACUAAAGUUGUAGGCAGAUGAGAAUUUUCUAUUAAAAUCUGACUUGAUGUUCGCAAAGCACUGAGCACAGUGAGCAUUCUCUGCAGGUAAGGGAACUGACACAGGAAGGUGAAGUAAUUUUCAGAUUACCCAGAACUGAGCCCAGGAAUAAAAUUGUAUAGCAAUCUGACAUGCUACAAAAUCUUUAUCUUACAAUGGACUGCAGAGAUCAUGAAUUUUCUUUCAACCAUAUCAUUUUUUCCUAAACGCUUCCCCGGAAUAUUGUUUUAAUUUAUUUUUGUUGUUGAUGUAGUUAGUUUCACCAAAAAUUGUAUUAAUUCACAUUUUCAAAAUAUAAGUGUUGCUUUCUUCAAAUGUUUGUUUAAAACUAGAUUUCAUCACUUUUGUUGCUUUUUCGGUUUUGCUGUUUAUGUAAUCUUUCCCACAGAUUUCAUGGUGGUUUUAAUUUACUUUGUGUUAUGUCAGAAGAAACUCCCCUCACACAGCACUCAUCCUCUCAUUACAGGAGGGCGUUCUGUUGUUCUCUUUGUUAUGACCCCGGGCGAGCAGGUGGCAUGAGAAAACCACAAUAGCACUUUCUUUCUUACAUAAUAAAAAGUAAUCACUUGUUACACUGCUUUUCCUGUGGAGACAGGAACAAACGGAUAUUGAUCCAAGAUAGGCACUGAUGACGGACCAAAGGAACAAUGCCGUGAAAGCCUGGGCUGGUGAGCAAAUACGUUUGCUGGGCUUCCUUACAGGAGAACGGAUGAGCUUCCCUCUAAGAUGAAUGCCUCGAGAACAGCUCAUCACUAAAGCGUUGCAGUCCAGCAGCACGGGGGAUGACCUCCUGAGAGCCACAUCGAUGGAGUCCCUCCCGCAGCUAACUUCUACUCCUGCGUAGUCCGUCACCUCUCCUGACCAUGUGUAGUUGGACGGGAGGGUGUGCAGAUGGGGACGGGGUGCACAGGAAGGAGUGAGCGAUUAUAAUCUCAGAUGAGGGCCGGUUACCCUUGCCCCACCCUCCCGAGGAGGGAAUGUCCAUAGGCUGGAUCUUGUGAGUGCUCUUACCUGUAGUCAUAGUUGUCCUGAUUUCAGGAUAAUAUUGGCCAGUCCAGGCCUAGAGUUCCACAAUAUCUCUGGCUCUGAUUACCACAGUAAUUUCAGACAUAGAUUUUUCUUAAAUUACACUGUUCCAUCAUCUCCUGGUGUUAUAAUUACUGGUCUGACAAAAGUAUCCCAUGUUCCGUUUCCUGGUGAGGAAGAAAUAGUACUGGGGAGGGAUGGAUUAAAAGCAAAUAAUUUGCUGUUAAACAAGUGAGAAAGAAAUUGUAAACAAUAUUUAAACUCACAUUCUUUUGGCAGCCACUCUAGUUACAGGACCACACAUAAGUGCAAGAGAAUCUGUAAAAUAUGCUCUCUAGCUGGGUGGCCAUCUGCCCAGCCUUUCUCUUUAACAGAAAGCAGUAGAAUGUAUUUGGAGGUUCAACUAGCAGGCCAUUGCUGUCCCCCCCCAGAUUUCUAGAGUUUGUAUCUAUUUCUCUUCAUUUAUGAGAUCUUAUGUAUUAAGGAAUUUUUUUCCUCACUAUAUGUCCUAGUUGUGUUUCCAAUAUAUCUUUUAAUUUUUUAGUUUGAUGACAUAUUUUUGAAGCUUAUAUAGUCAAAUCCUAUGUUGACUUUUGCAAGACGUAGUUUUUUAGAGCUAUUUUAGGUUCAUAGCAAAACUGAGCAGAAAGUAAAGAUUGCCCUACCCUCACCCAGGCUAACCUCUAGCCAAGCAUUAUCUCCCACAGAUGUGCUACAUUUGUUGCAAUUAGUGCACCUACUAUGGCAUAUCAUUAUCAUGCAAAAUCAGUAAGUCAAUACUGAUAUUUUAUGCUUUAUAGGUGUAGACAAGUUUAUAACAAUAUAUAUUUACCAUUACAGUAUCAUACAGGAUAUGAGUUAUUGCCCUAAAAAUGCUUUGUGAUGUACUUAUUCCUCCCUCCCUCCCUCCUAAUCCCUGGCAAGCACUGAUCUUUUCACUCUGUCCUAAGUUCCACCCUUGCCAGAAGGCCAUGAACUAGGAAUCAUGCAGUAUGUAACCUUUUCAGACUGGUUUCCUUCACUUAAUAAUAUGCACUUUGAGUCUGUUCACGGCUUGAUAGCUCAUUGCUUUCAUGUGCUGAAUAUUCUUCUUCAUCUGGAUGUGUAACAGUUUAUCCAUUUAUCUACUUGAGGACAUUGUGGUUGCUUCCAAGUUCUGGCAAUUAUGAAGAAACUGCUAUAGAUACUCAUGCUUCAGUUAUGUGUGGACUGAGUUUUCAGCUCCAUUUAGUAAAUGCAAAGAAAUAGAAUUUGCUGGGUCAUAUGGUUUAAAAAAAAAAAAAAUCCCAGUUUUUAUGAGAAACUGCCGAACUGUCUUUCAAGAUGACCAUGCCAUCUGACAUUCUCAUCAUACAUAAUGGCUGAAGGGUCCUGUGGCUAUUUGUUCUAAUCAGUGUUUGGCGCUGUCAGUGUUCUCAAUUUGGGCCACACGAGAUGUUCAGGUUAAUGGUAUCAUAUCAUUUUACUCCUCAUUUACUCAUUGUCAUAGACUGGGGAGCCUCUUUUCAUAUGUUUAUUUGCCAUGUAGAAAUCUUUGAUGAGGUGUCUGUUCAAGCCUUAUGCUUAGUUUUAAAUCAAAUUUUUUAAUUGAAUUUGAAAAAUCCUUUGUAUAUUUUGGGUGUCAGUCACAUAUUGGCUCUGAUUUUUGCAAAUAUUUUCUUUUAGCUUAGCUUGUCUUUUGAUUCUUGAUAGUUUCUUUCACUGAGCAGAAAUAUAAAAUAUGUUUUCGUUAAAGUGUGAAGGAUUUAUUUUUCAAGUUUAAAAAAUGUGUUCUGUCCAAAACAAUGCUGUCUUUAAGUUGACCUUAUUCCUUAAGCAAUUUACUUUCUGGACUUGGUAAGUUUUAUUGAUCUGUAAUCUACAAAUAUCUUUAAUAAAAGUUUUACAGAUACAAAAGAACCUAGCUGGUACAUUAUGCUGACUUUGGGGGUCUCAUACUAAUUUUUCCAGUCUAACAUGCUGAUAAAAGAAUAGAAAAUACCUUCCAUUGUACAGGAGAACUUCAGAUUUUGUUCCAGUCUUAGACGACUGUUUGGUGGGAGCCUCUCUGGCAUCUUUCAGAACAGGAAUGGCAGGAAAUGUGUUUUAUGUUGAUUGUUGAAUUGUUUCAUUUGUUGUUGACUUUCCUCUAAAAUAAGCUGUGCACCCGGGAGGAGGCUGAGGAAGUGCCAAAGAGCCAAGAAGGUCUCAGAAACCAGAGAUAUCUUCAUGGAAAAUGUUUCUGUUUUAGACUCAUUUUCCACACUCUGGAUUUUAUUAUGUGUGAUAUGAUAGUGUAAAUUCCUGUAGGUCAGGUUGAAGUAGUCUGCAAGAAUAAGCCAGGCCGUUCAUUGUGAACCUCUUUGAAAAUUCUCCACUGUAUUCUGCCCUCAUCAGACUUCUUGAAAGCACAGUCAUUAUAAUUGUUAUCUUAUAAAAUGUCUUCUAAUGAGCUCCUAAAUUGAAUAAGCAAGCAUUCAUGUUGUAUUAAGUGGAAGCUGCAUAGCAAAUUGGUGCAUUUUGACCAUUUCAACAAGUGCCUUCACUAAGUUGGGUUAACUCAGUAGCAUUUAUGGAAAUACUAAGUCAAGAAAAUAAAAAGCAUUCUUUCCAAAUAUUUUCUUAAAUGUAAUAGAAAUUGAGAAUUUUUAAAAGAAGUUACAUUAGUAUAUGGUAUGGGUAUAAACUAUAUGACUAAAAUUGGUCUGAACUUUUUCAGUGUUAAAGACUAUUCAAAGUCUGUGUUAGUCAGGAGUGGUAUCCAUGCCUCUCCUCCCAGCACUCUGGAGGCAGAGGUAGGUGGGUCUCUGUGAGUUCUAGGUCAACCUGGUCUACAGAGUUCCAGGACAGCCAGGGCUACACAGAGGGUCUCGCAAACAAACGAACAGCAACAACAAAAAAGACAAAACGUAAAGUCUGUGUUAGAAAGGCAUCAUAAGAUAAUGAACUUUGGAGUUACCUGUUUUCCAAGUCCAGAUCUCCCAUUUGCCAGCUCUGUGACUUGGGACAAAUUACUUGAUCAACUUUCAUUUUCUCAUCUAUAAGUGUUAUAAUUGUGGUCUCAAAAUUGUUUUAACUGUAAAUGAGUUUAUGUGAGAGACACUUAGAAUAUUACAUGAUAUACUCAUUAAUUGUCAUUUGUACCUUAAAAUAAGAGGCACUGUCCCCAAGCCCUUGCUGUACCCCUCUCUGAGAACACUUUAUGUGAGCAUCUUUUCAUUCCUUCAGACCUUUUGCUAUUAGUUUGGUUCCAUUUUACAAAUAAGGAACAAAAUGACUAGAGGGCUAACUUAACCACUGUCAUGUAACUAGUGAGACCCAAAAGAAAGUCCCUAUUUUAACCCCAGUGAAAUACACAUCCUCAGAAGUAACAGAAGGAAGAAGGUAGAUGUUACAGCCUCAGAUUGGAAUGUGAAAGCCAUUUUGAAGGAAACUGGGAUAAAUGAAAUCAUGAAUGAGAGCGAAAGAAGAAGUGUUCAAAAGCAGUGGUGUACAUCUGGGAGCAGUAGAGAGAGCUCAGGCCAGAAGAGUGACUAAUGAGAGAUAGUAGAGGAAAGUGGAAUGUGUGAGUCACGCCGUGAGGUUUCCUUCUGGCAGCUGCACACUUGCAUUAAGUACAAGAGAGAAUAGAUUGCUGAAGAGGCUGUCACAGCCUUAAUUUACAGUGUGAGCAGAGCUAUCCCACUUGGUUUGCUUUCUAUGUAUCUUAAGCCUUUCUAGAUUAUUCCAGCCCCAAAUAUUUCAGAUGCCACUCCCUUAUUCUUACUUCAUCCAUAUUUUAGGCAUACUGUUAUUAUUAUAGAUUAGAUUUCAGUUUUUAUUAAGCUCCACAAUUUGUCAUCCUCAGUCGGGGCCACAUGACCUUAUUCAAAAUUGAAGUGUUAGAAAAAACAGUUUGAAAUCAGGGUGAAAAAUUAAAGAUGAGAAGUUCAGUUUGUUCAGUUUGUGUCUCACUGUAAGCUUACCUCCAGAGUUUUCUGACACUGCUUUAGAAAAAAACUAACUUUAACAUAUUGGUAUCAAUAUAUUUAUUUUUCCUACCUGCCUCCCUCCUUCCUUUCUUUCUUGAGGGAAAUUUUAAGGCAGUUAAAAUCCUUCUGAACGCACUCACAGUUAUGAUCUCAUGCAAUAAGGGCCGUGGUGAAGACAAGCAAGAGAAGAUCAUUCUCGGGCACAGAAGAGAAAGACCCAGUUGACUUUCACAGGGUGUUUGAGUUGACUCUUGAAAGCCAGUGACAGCAGAGUUGGGAGAGGUAUUCUGGAUAGAGCUGGCCAGAUGCAGAGUCCCUCGGGUCAGUCCGAGUUGGAACUAAGCAGGAGUAGACCUGCAGACAUCCCACCUCUGCUACAGACAGAUGUGAUUGGAGGUGUUGUUUCUAAGAGAGGAACUGCAGUCUUUGUCCCCAGCUGGUGGACAGCUAGUGUGUGUCCCCUCUAAGGAGGACCAUGAAACAAGUGUUCUGUAGUGUGAGGGGGAGGGGCACCUGAUACCUUUGUGGCUCUCCACACGAGGUAGGUUGCUUUCAUUUAAGAGAUCACUUGUUUCUUUGGGGCUCUUUUCCUCUUUUGAUCUUAUACCUCAAUUGAUCCUUUCAGUAGUAGAUUCAUUUAUUGAGCUGGCUCCAUGUCCUUUAUGUGUUGUGCUUGCUUUAUUGCUGUUUUCUCUUACGAUCUACCUUAAUGGUCUAGGUUACUUCCUUAUAGAUUGCUAAAAUUAAAACUGUCACAUUAGUGGAGGCAGCCCAUAAAAAGCAAGCUAUGAAUAUGUUUGCUAUCUAGUCCUUUUUUUACUCACAUAUUUUACUUCUAUCUAUGUUUAUUUCUCUUUUUUCUUUUAAUCCAAUAAUUUUUCUUCAAAGAGGCCAAAAUUAUUAAAGAUUAUAAUUCUGCAUUGUUACAUUUGACAUAUAUAUUAAAAUUUUAUGAAAAAUAAGCUUCAUCUUCCGUUUUCAAUUGGUACUUGUGUAGAGUAGCAAUCUCAGACUUUAGCUUUUGUACUGGCUAGAUUUAUGUCAACCUGACACAAGCUAGAGUCAGGGAAGAGGAACUCUUCAACUGAGAAAAUGCCUCCCUCCAUAAGGUCAGGCUGUAGUCAAGCCUGUAGGGCAUUUUCUUAAUUAAUGAUUGAUGUGGGAGGGCCUAGCCAAUUGUGGGUGGUGCCACAACAAAGCAGACUGAAGAAGCCAUGAGAAGCAAGCCAAUAAGCAACCCUCCUCCAUGCCCUGUGUCAGCUCCUGCCUCCAGGCCCCUGCCCUGUUAAAGUUCCUGCCCUAACUACUUUUGGUGAUGCUGAAGUGUGAGCUAACUAAACCCUUUCCUCCCCACAUUUCUUUUGCUCAUGAUGUCUCAUCACAGCAAUAGAAACCUUAACCAAGACAGCACUCCAAAAGUCGGUUUGCAGAAGGAUCAUUACUUUGUACUUCAGCAUGUUCCUUUGCACAUUAUUGUGCAACAUUAUAUCAUGUGCCAGUGUAUGAUCUUUGAUUGUGCAUUUCCUUUGUUUCUAUCUUAAGACAUUAACCUUUUGAGUCAAAUGGGAAUUGUUUCAUUUGCCUAAAUAGAAACUUUCAAUAUAAGUUUCUUCCAGUUUGUUCAGUAGUAGCAUGGUUUGAUGCAGGCAGCUGGGAUAGCUCAUUUAUUCAUUGAAUACUUGGUAAGUUCCUGCUGUAUUCCUGGGAGGAUAGAAGAGUCCCUAGGAAAUUAUAUUUUAAAAUAGGCCGUCAGUCUGGGCAGAUGGCUUCGUGGGUAAAGUCCUUGCUGUGUAAGCAUGAGGACCUGAGUUUGGGGCCCCAGCACCCCGGUGUGGCAUCAUGUCUGUAACCCCAGCACUCUGUGGGAGACAGAUGGGUUCCAGGGACUGACUGACCGGCCAACUCAGCUAAAAGAGCAAGCUCUAGAUUCAAUGAGAAAUCCUGUUUCCAAAUAUAAGAGGGAGAGCACCAGAAGAAGAGACCUAAGACAUUCCUGGCCAAACACACAAGCAUAGGUGAGCAAUCACAUUCACACACAAAUUUUAAAAAUAGUGAAUAAAAGUAGGAUCUCUGUGUGAAAAUAAAAGCAGUUAAUAACCUUAAUAAACAACAAUAAACUGUAUACCCAUAAAUACAAGAAAAUAUACACCCAAUAGGUAAGUAAGUGGAUGGAUGGAUAGGUAAGUAGAUUGGCAGAUAGAAAGAUACCUUCUGAAUUAAAAUUUAUGAUUAAUGAUGUUUUGAUAUCAUAUUGUCUAAAAGUAUGUUAACUUUUUAAAAAUUAAGGUUGACAGAUUUGCAAUGGAAUUAGAACGGAACCGGAAUUUGAACAAUACCAUAGUUCAUGUUGACAUGGAUGCUUUCUAUGCAGCUGUAGAAAUGAGAGACAAUCCAGAAUUGAAGGAUAAACCCAUUGCUGUAGGAUCAAUGAGUAUGCUGUCUACUUCAAAUUACCACGCAAGGAGGUUUGGUGUUCGCGCAGCCAUGCCAGGAUUUAUUGCUAAGAGACUCUGCCCACAACUUAUUAUAGUGCCCCCGAACUUUGACAAAUAUAGAGCUGUGAGUAAGGAGGUUAGGGAGAUUCUUGCUGAAUAUGAUCCCAACUUUCUGGCCAUGAGUCUGGACGAAGCCUACCUGAAUAUAACACAGCACUUGGAGGAAAGGCAAAGUUGGCCUGAGGACAAAAGAAGAUACUUCAACAAAGCAGGAAACUCUGUAAAAACUGAUUCAGAUAAGCCGGGCAAGGAAGCUCACAAAGUGAGUGAGGAUGAACCGGCCAGCUCCCCACUGCUGUUUGAAGAUAGUCCUCCUGAUUUGCAACUCCAAGGAAAUCCUUUCCAACUGAACUCUGAAGAAGAAGACAAUCCUCAAAUACUCCAAAAUUCAGUUGUUUUUGGAACAUCAGCUGAGGAAGCGGUGAAGGAAAUUCGCUUCAGAAUUGAACAGAAAACAACACUGACAGCCAGUGCAGGUAUUGCCCCCAAUACAAUGUUAGCAAAAGUGUGCAGUGAUAAGAAUAAGCCAAAUGGACAAUACCAAAUUCUGCCCAGCAGAAAAGCAGUGAUGGACUUCAUCAAGGACUUGCCUAUUAGAAAGGUUUCUGGAGUAGGAAAAGUUACGGAGAAAAUGUUAAUGGCUCUUGGAAUUGUUACUUGCACAGAACUCUACCAACAGAGAGCACUGAUUUCUCUCCUUUUCUCGGAAACAUCUUGGCAUUAUUUCCUUCACAUCGCCCUGGGUCUGGGUUCAACAGACCUAGCAAGGGAUGGAGAAAGGAAAAGUAUGAGUGUUGAAAGGACGUUUAGUGAAAUAAGUCACACAGAAGAACAGUUCAGCUUAUGCCGAGAGCUGUGCACUGAACUUGCUCGUGAUCUCCAGAAGGAAGGACUGAAGGGGAGAACUGUUACCAUUAAGCUGAAGAACGUGAAUUUUGAAGUAAAAACUCGUGCAUCUACAGUUCUGUCUGCUCUUUCUACUGCAGAAGAAAUAUAUGCCGUUGCUAAGGAACUGCUAAGGACAGAAGUUAACGCGGGUUCUCCACAUCCCCUGAGGUUAAGGUUGAUGGGUGUUCGGAUGUCCACUUUUUCCAACGAAGAUGACAAGAAGCACCAACAGAGGAGCAUCAUUGGCUUCUUACAGGCUGGACAGCAAGCUCUGUCAUCUCCUGGGUGUAGUCUAGACAAAACGGAGUUUGUAAAGCCUUUAGAAAUGUCUCCUAAGAAGAGUUUCUUUGAUAAAAAGCGAUCAGAAAGGAUCUCGAACCAUCAAGACUCACUCAGAUGUGAAAUUGUGGAUCAGCAAGCUUUACAGCCCUCACAACCAUGCCAAGCUUUAAAGAAGAUGAGCGAGAGUUUGGAAACAUCAGAGAAUUCAAAUAACUGUCAGACGUUUACAUGUCCAGUUUGCUUUAGGGAUCAAGAAGGCAUCAGUCUGGAAGCCUUUAAUGAACAUGUAGAUGCUUGUCUUGAUGGGCCAUCAGCCAGUGAGAACUCGGAAAUGCCCUCUUUCUCACGUGCUUCCUCGGCAGACACUGGUCAGAAGGAAUAUGCACUAUGUGAGAAACAGGAUCAUGAAGAUGGAGAGAUCACUUCAGCAGACGGUGUGGAUCUCAUAGAGACUGAAGACAGCUCAUUGAAAGCAGCAAGUAUGGACACUUUAGGAAGUCAUCACAGCAAAGAGGAAUGUCCUGAUUUUCCAAACCAGUCUCGUCCUAUUUCAUUGGCAGAUGAAGCUGUCGGAAUAUUAAGUAAGCAAGAAUCCAUCCAGCCCUGCACAGAUGAGGCAGUAACAGGACAAGCUCUAGUUUGUCCUGUUUGUAACCAAGAACAAAAGACUUCUGAUCUUACCCUCUUCAAUGUACAUGUGGAUAUUUGCUUAAAUAAAGGCAUUAUCCAAGAACUGAGAAAUAAUGACAUUAAUUCAGUCAGCCAACCCAAAGAAAGCUCCAGAAAUACUGCAGACAGACUUCAGAAGGCUGCAAGAAGGACAAAAAGGCCGGGACUGAAGACAAAGUUCUCCACGUCAAAGAAAACAAGACCUCCAAGUCCCAGACACACCCUGGAUAUAUUUUUUAAAUGAACUUUGACCAUUUUAUCAACAUUUUUUUAUUGAAAUUUUAGUUUUAUAAUCAUUGCAUUUAUUCUUCCUCAUUUAAAAUUUAUUCAUUUAGGGACGACAAAUGCAAUAAUACCUCCCCAUAAGACCUUUUUUAAGAAUGCAGAUUAUAUAUUAACUUAUUUCUUUGUAUUUCCUUUAAUAACCUUAAGAAUUUCAUUUCCAGUGUAUAUAUCAGUUGGAAAUCAGUCAUGUUAGAGAAAACAGAAGCGAAAGGGGAGGUCAGAAGAUGAUGUGUUGUUUUAUACUGAAUAUGGAAUACUUCUAAGGACUCUGAGUCAUGUGUGUUAGUUUCAGCAUGAACAUCUUAGUGUUUGGCCACCGUGUUGCCAUUGGCUGCUGCUGUCCUUGCUCUUGUGUCUGUAAGUGUUCUGUGAAUGUUUGUAGUUAAAUUUAACCAUGAGAUCUAGGAAGGGUAGUUUAAUAGAAAUAGCACAGGGGCACGUGUUACCUUCAGGAAAGUAAUGCACAGUAUUACCUGUGUUUGAAGGACUUGUUCAAACUAUUGUUAAUUGUUUUUCCUUACUCACAAUUCCUUUAUCUUAUAAAUAAGCACUUGGCUCACAUAAAGAAAUAUUUAGUCUAUAAUUCAAAAUUGUUUUUUUAACUCAGUACUUUAAAUGGCAGUAUUUCAUUUUUUGGUAAUUAUGUUUGACUUUCUACAAAUUUGUGGUAAACAAGAUAAGUUAUGUAGUCACUGAUUUUCCUUCUACUCUUUCAGAGAAAAUGUGCAGCUCAGAAGAUAAAUGCACUGACCUCAGGUACAUGCCUGUCACAUCUUCGUUAAUAUUUGUGAAAGAAGGAAGAUUUGCAACAAUUAAGGAAUUGCUUCAAGCAUGGUGCCACCCACAAGUUCUUAUCAAAAAGCCUUUUUUGCUACUGCUUUAAGAACUUAAUCUUGCUGGGUGGUGGUGGCGCGCGCCUUUAAUCCCAGCACUUGGGAGGCAGAGGCAGGUGAAUCUCUUGAGUUCAAGGCCAGCCUGGUCUACAGAGCAAGUUCUGGGGCAGCCAGGGCUACACAGGGAAACCCUGUCUAGAAAAACCCAAAAAGAAAAAAAAAAGAACUGAAUCUUUUUUUUAUAUAUAGUUUGGUCUUUGAAUAUAUUAGUGCAUUUAGAGUAGACAGAGAAAUGUUUGAGGGGUAGCUUUUUCUUGAGACUUUACAAAGCCCUAGCCGCAGUCGUAACCUGACUUUUAAUUACUAGCAGAUUUAAAGAUGGGCUGCAAGCUUGCUGAUGUACCAGUCCCUUACCUGAUAUUGUACACUGUGACAGUUCCAGAGCUGUGGUGUUAAUUAUUUAUAAAAUUAAAUUCAGUGAAACUGAUUUAAUGUAUUGAAAAAUAGAGAUUACUGUAUUUAUUGUUUUCUCCCAUCUGAAGUUUAUUUUUACUGUUUUCCACAUUAAAUAAUAAAUUAUUUUCAUAUAGAUGCUCCAUUUAAUUGAAAGCCAUCAUAUAUAAUACUUAAUAAUUUAAAAUAAAAUUUUAAAACCUUU